UUCAACAAAGCAACAUGAGCUAGAAGCUUCACUAACCUUGUUUUUUCAUCUUAAAUUUAUUUGGGUUAUCUUUAAUAUCUAGUAUAAACCAAUGUAACACCACUACUUAGCAAUAAUAAGACCAAUGGCAGCAGCAACAACAACAUCAUCAUCAAUCAGUGUUAGACUACAGAUUCCAGGGAAUUUGUACAAGGCAGAGAAGAACAAUAAGGCCUUGGCCCUAUCAGAUUGUUACCACUCAAGAAAUGCUGCAAUCAAGUUGAAACGACGGCGCUUUUGGGCGAUAGCGAGUGCUAAAAGUCCUAAAGGUUUGGAUGCCAUCAAUGGAAAGAAUCUAAAUGGCACAUAUGUUGUAGAUAAAUCUCCAAUAAAGGGCAACAAACAUAGUGAGAUUUUGACAGAUGCAAGUGUAGAUACACCUCUUCAUGCUUACUUGCUUGGAAAAUUCGUUGAGGACAGGUUUGUUUAUAGACAGACUUUCAUUAUCCGAUCAUAUGAAACUGGCCCUGACAAAACUGCCACCAUGGAAACACUAAUGAAUCUCCUUCAGGAGACAGCUCUUAACCAUGUCACAAGCUCAGGACUUGCUGGAGAUGGAUUUGGAGCGACCCGCGAAAUGAGUAUUCGAAAGCUCAUUUGGGUUGUCACACGUAUCCACAUUCAAGUACAGAGAUACAGUUGCUGGGGAGAUGUGGUCGAAAUUGAUACUUGGGUGGACGCAGAAGGCAAAAAUGGAAUGCGUAGAGAUUGGAUCAUCCGGGACUACCAUACCAGAGAGAUCAUAACUAGAGCAACAAGUAUUUGGGUGAUCAUGAAUAGAGAAACAAGACGGUUGUCUAAGAUUCCUGAACAAGUUAGACAUGAAGUGGCACCAUUUUAUUUCCACAGAGCAGCCAUUUCCAAAGAAAAGAAUGAUAGUGACAAGAUUGACAAGCUCAUUGAUGAAACUGCUGAGAGAAUCCGAACUGGUUUAGCUCCAAGGUGGAGUGAUAUGGAUGCCAAUCAACAUGUAAACAAUGUCAAAUACAUUGGUUGGAUUCUAGAGAGUGUGCCAAGAACUGUGUUAGAAGAUUAUUAUUUAACUAGUAUGACUCUGGAGUACAGAAGAGAAUGUAGGCAAUCAAAUUUACUAGAGUCGAUGACAAGUCCCACAUCGAAAGUGGAUGAAGACUCCAACAGUAAUACUACAAAAAGGAUACCAGAUAUGAAAUAUACACACAUGCUUAGGAUGCAAGAUGAUAAGGCAGAGAUAGUAAGAGCAAGAACACAAUGGCAUUACAAAGAGAGUCAUCAUGUAUCAAUGAAUGUGAUCUAAACACAUGGCAAAUUUUUCGCCAAUAUUAUUUUCAUGCAUGUUUUUAUUUUAUUUUUUAAUGCUUUUGUUUGCUUGUUUUUAUUUAUUUACAUGUUGUACUAUUAUUUAUAAGGCCAUGUAAAACAUUCUAACUGCACUUUGUGAUUUCACAGUGCAUUGAUUAGAAGGUCUAAUAAGGAUUAGCUUGUUACUUUCAACCAUUUUACCAUUAAAAAAAGAAAAGAAAAAAGAGUGAGAGUUGAGAAUAAAA
Messenger RNA from Humulus lupulus (European hop), 1565 nucleotides. RefSeq names its product palmitoyl-acyl carrier protein thioesterase, chloroplastic-like. Lineage: Eukaryota; Viridiplantae; Streptophyta; Magnoliopsida; Rosales; Cannabaceae. The record is from RefSeq and is a predicted model, not a curated record. Gene Ontology annotation, biological process: fatty acid biosynthetic process. Gene Ontology annotation, molecular function: acyl carrier activity; fatty acyl-[ACP] hydrolase activity. The coding region runs from base 125 to 1315 and encodes 396 amino acids. The transcript has 6 exons.